AUGGAUCAACUGAGUGAUCUUUGUAUUGACAUCUACGAUGAGGCGGAACGGCGUCUAACCAACUCAUUCCUCGAGUCAACUGCUGAGCCACCUAAUUCCACAGGUCCGACUUUCAUUCAUGGUGGUAAUGUCUCAACGCGUCCACUGCCACCUCCCACCACUUCUGGUGGUCGUCCACAUUCAAUGAGCGGAGCUCUUCUCUCAUCAAUUCCUCCAUCCUCUGCAGUCCUCCAGCCAGUCAACAACACUCGUCCUUCCUCGCUUAUUCUUUUCUUUCUCCCGCCCAACACUUCCUAUACCUCCGUGCGCAACCAAGCGCGUCAGAAGUUGGGUCGUCUCUCCAUGACAGCUUUCCGUGCUUUGGUUGUAGAUGUGCUGCAUGAGGCGGCUCGCCGAUUGGUUCCCGUGUUAGAAUCCACUUCGGCUUUACCCCUUGCUGUGGUGAGACCGAAGAUGAGGCAUGAAUAUAUCACUUUCGGAUCGGGGGGAGUUGAUCAGGCAACACAAAUGACGGUGAAUAAUGAUAAUGAACUCCUACUGGUGGUUAGAAAUACUUCCGGUCAAGACGGACAGGGUAUAUCAUCGAGAAAUAAGACCACAAAUGCAACCAAUACUUCAUUUGAGGAUCCAGUGUAUGAUCAGGUGCAAUUAGUCGACUAUAUUAAAUGUUUUAAAAUACAGUAG
Molecule: messenger RNA, 684 nt
Organism: Rodentolepis nana
Lineage: Eukaryota; Metazoa; Platyhelminthes; Cestoda; Cyclophyllidea; Hymenolepididae
Source: the annotation of a GenBank genome assembly